Messenger RNA from Lemur catta (Ring-tailed lemur), 3143 nucleotides. It is a transcript of the gene SHOX2, whose product is annotated as short stature homeobox 2. The record is from RefSeq and is a predicted model, not a curated record. The transcript is spliced from 6 exons. Gene Ontology annotation, biological process: regulation of transcription by RNA polymerase II. Gene Ontology annotation, cellular component: nucleus. Lineage: Eukaryota; Metazoa; Chordata; Mammalia; Primates; Lemuridae. Gene Ontology annotation, molecular function: DNA-binding transcription factor activity, RNA polymerase II-specific; sequence-specific double-stranded DNA binding. Bases 175 to 1245 code for a protein of 356 amino acids.
UUCUUCUUUCUUCUCCUCUUUUUCUUCUUCCUCUUCCUUCCUCUCCUCCCCCACCUCCUGUCCCAUUGAUGUGUUAUUAUUGGGGGGGCUGGAGCAGUAAAAAAAGAAGAAGGAAAAAAAGAGCAGGGCUCGGCUGGGAAAGGUUGAGCGCGGGGCUGACGGGCGGCGGCGGCGAUGGAAGAACUUACGGCGUUCGUCUCCAAGUCUUUUGACCAGAAAGUGAAGGAGAAGAAGGAGGCGAUCACGUACCGGGAGGUGCUGGAGAGCGGGCCGCUGCGCGGGGCCAAGGAGCCCACCGGCUGCGCGGAGUCGGGCCGCGACGACCGCAGCAGCCCGGCAGUCCGGGCGGCCGGCGGAGGCGGCGGCGGAGGAGGAGGAGGCGGAGGCGGAGGAGGCGGAGGAGGUGCAGGAGGAGGAGGAGCAGGCGGAGGAGCUGGAGGAGGGCGCUCUCCCGGCCGGGAGCUGGACAUGGGCGCUGCCGAGAGAAGCAGAGAGCCGGGCAGCCCGCGGCUUACGGAGGGCAGAACGAAUCCAAGGCAAGCUAAGGUCCAGGCUACGCUGCUUCUCCCUGGCAAGGCAUUUAGGUUUCUUUUUGUGUCCCCGGAGCUGAAGGAUCGCAAAGAGGAUGCGAAAGGGAUGGAGGACGAAGGCCAGACCAAAAUCAAACAGAGGCGAAGUCGGACCAAUUUCACCCUGGAACAACUCAACGAGCUGGAGAGGCUUUUUGACGAGACCCACUAUCCAGAUGCCUUCAUGCGCGAGGAACUGAGCCAGAGGCUGGGGCUGUCGGAGGCCCGAGUGCAGGUUUGGUUUCAAAAUCGAAGAGCUAAAUGUAGAAAACAAGAAAAUCAACUCCAUAAAGGUGUCCUCAUAGGGGCCGCCAGCCAGUUUGAAGCUUGUAGAGUCGCACCCUAUGUCAAUGUAGGUGCUUUAAGGAUGCCAUUUCAGCAGGAUAGUCAUUGCAACGUGACGCCCUUGUCCUUUCAGGUUCAGGCGCAGCUGCAGCUGGACAGCGCUGUGGCGCACGCGCACCACCACCUGCAUCCACACCUGGCCGCGCACGCGCCAUAUAUGAUGUUCCCAGCGCCGCCCUUCGGACUGCCGCUUGCUACGCUGGCCGCGGACUCGGCCUCCGCCGCCUCGGUUGUGGCAGCUGCCGCCGCCGCUAAGACCACCAGCAAGAAUUCCAGCAUCGCCGAUCUCAGACUGAAAGCCAAAAAGCACGCGGCCGCCCUGGGUCUGUGACACCAACGCCAGCGCCAAUGUCGCGCCCCCCGCGCGGCGCUCAGCCUGCACGCUCUCUGCGCCCCGCUGCUUCUCUGUUACCCUCUUCCGACCUCCGGAGCCUGCCUCUUUGAGCUCCUCAUCCCCUUUCGCAUCCGGACUUGGAGGGCCGGACUCCACGCGGGACCCGGGAUCCCACGAGGCGCACCAGCUCAGUGGCUCCUGCCCGCUUUCCUACCCGAGGCCCUAGAAUUCGGUUUUGUAGGAGCGGGUUUGGGGAAAUCUGGAGAGAGACUGGACAAGGGAGUGCCGGAACCGAGGAGUGUGACUCACGAGAAGGCUGCGACGGUGGACUCUUGCAUAGGAAAUAAAAUCUUGUUAACAAUAAAAAAUGAGCAAAAACAUUUAAAAAAAUAGAAAAGACAAACCAGAGAGAAAAAGAGAAAGGGAACUUAUUUCUUAUUGCUAUUUGGCAGAAGCUGAAAUCGGAGAGCGACAAGGAGUUAUUAAAGUAUUUUAUACAUUUAAAAAUAUGGAAAAAUAACCCGGACGAAUCUCGAGAGAAUGGGGGCGGGGAGGGGGGGAGGUUCCCAACUUAAAUGUAUGGGUUUUUUUUUUAAUGGGCUAAGAAGGCAAAACAGAAGGAAGAGGUAUACUUAUUUAAAAAACUAAGAUGAAAAAAGUGCGCAGCUGGGAAGUUCACAGGUUUUGAAACUGACCUUUUUUCUGCGAAGUUCACGUUAAUAUGAGAAAUUUGAUAAGAGAGGCGGGCCUCCUUUUACGUUGAAUCAGAUGCUUUGAGUUUAAACCCACCUGUAUUGGAAGAGCAAGAAGAGGGAAGACAGUGUAAAAACAAGGAGAGAAAAAAGAAUAUUAAUACAAAAAAUAUGCCACAGACAAUUUCUCUGAGAAAUUAUUAUGGCAGAACUGUCCGGACUGCUGACACUAAAUUCUGGUUUGCAUGUUAUUUGUAUUCCAUUGAUGGUGUCUCCCCCCCUUUCCACUUUAAUCACGUGUACUCACUCCAUUUUCAUCUUUAGUGUGAAAAACAAUACCAAAAGCGUCUGAAAAUUGAUAUAUAUCUCCAUAUAUUUUUUGCCCUGUCUCUGAUCCUGGGUAAAGAAAAAAGUCGGAAAGGGAAAACAUUUACACUCUGUCCCAAGAAGACAGAGGCAGGCAGAAAAUAUGGGGAAAGGAAAAAGAAAAGACGACCAAAUGAAAUAAUGGAGGUACAGCGCCUCGCAUGGUGCUUGACACUUAGUAGGCGUGCAAUGUUAAUUCCCGCCACGCCCCUUUUCUUGUAUUCCCUCUUGCUGGUUUCCUCAAGUCCUAUUUGAGGACUGUGCUUUAUUUCCCCCUCUCUAUCCUGUCAAAUUCACCUUAAACGACACCCAGCUAGGUACAGGCACUAGGUUUGUAUAAAAUAUGUUGAUAUACAUGAACAAAGUUUUAUUUUGGCUAUAAUGUGUGAAUUGAUGGUUGACUUUCAACAUUUGCAUUUUAUCUCACAAAGGUGUAUCUUUUCAAGUAAUCUUUUUUUUGGCUGUUUCAAUUCAUGUAGCUAUUUAAACUGGGAUACCCUGGACUAAGCAAUCUGUAUCCCAAUUCGCUAGCAAGCCUCCUUAGUUGUUUUUUUUUUUUUUUCUAAUUUACAAGAAAGAGGAAAAGCUCUUCUAACUGAACUUUGGUAUGUGGUUGAGCUUUGUAACUAUUUGUUCUCCAUGAAAACAAAAUUAUUUAUAUUUGCCAUAUUUUUUCUAGUGUAUUAAGUUAUUUUAAACAAAAGAUGUUAUCUCAUGACGUGUUGUCAGUACAAAAUGUUUCGGCUUCAACUCUGUUAAACCUUUUAAAUAAGUGCCAAGUUAUUAAUUGAAGACACUUUGCGAUCAAUUGAAUGAAAAUAGUAUUGUUUCAUUUGA